Thermochaetoides thermophila DSM 1495 is the source of this 228-nucleotide messenger RNA. RefSeq lists its product as uncharacterized. The transcript is spliced from 2 exons. The coding region runs from base 1 to 228 and encodes 75 amino acids. The record is from RefSeq and is a predicted model, not a curated record. Lineage: Eukaryota; Fungi; Ascomycota; Sordariomycetes; Sordariales; Chaetomiaceae.
AUGCCUGCCAUCAGCAACUCCAUUGUUGUCCGCGACGCCGUUUCGCACCUCGCCAAGCGCAGCAACUGGGCUGCUCGUGAGCCCGGUGUCGUCCUUGUCUUCUGUAUCGUCUUCAUUGUUGGCUGCCUCCUCAUCGCCCUUUGGAUCCACAAGUUCAUCAAGGCCCGCCGCGAGAGGCGAGCUCAAGGAGGGAGUCAGGAGAUGAUGGCGGACAGACAUACGAUUUAG